AUGACGCUUGGCGGGACAGCUUCCGAUGUGACCAUCUGGAGGAUCGGGCAUGGCUUGAUGAUGAUGACGUGGGGAAGGCCGGACAUCGUCUGUGACGACGACGCCUUCGAUGCCAUCAAAUCCGGUAUCGACGCACUCCCUCCUGGCAUGAAGAUGAUGCUCAACAGCGGUGAGUUCUAUGGCCCCCAGCUGUCCAUUGCAAACGUCGAGCUCCUCGCUCGCUUCUUCGAGAAGUACCCGGAGUAUGCCGACAGGACCUUCCUCUCCGUCAAGGGUGGGUUCAGAUACCGCAGCCUCGAGGUGGACUCCUCGCCGGACAACCUCAAGCGCAGCAUUGACGCAAUCAACGCCGCCCUGCGCGGCACCAAGCGUCUGGACCUGUUUCAGUCCGCGCGCGUAGACUCCAACAUCCCCAUCGAGGAGGUCGUGCGCACCCUCGCGGGGUACGUCAAGGAUGGCCUGUUCGACCACAUUGGUUUGUCCGAAUGCAGCGCCGAGACGCUGAGGCGAGCGCACACAGUGCAUCCCAUCGCGGUGGUCGAGAUCGAGAUCAGCCCAUGGACGUAUGAGGAAGAGACGAAGAAGGUUAUCGCGACGGCGCAGGAACUCGGCGUGACCAUCGCCGCGUAUUCUCCGCUGGGUCGGGGCUUCCUGACUGGCAUCAUCAAGAGCCCGAGCGACUUGGCAGACGGAGACAUGCGGCAAAGCAUGACGCGCUACAACGAUGAGAAUUUCGCGCACAAUUUCAUGCUCGUCGACGCUCUCAAGGUGAUCGCCAACAAGAAGGGCGUGACCCCUGCGCAGCUGUGCAUUGCGUGGGUAUGCUCGCUCGGCACGCACAUCGCGCCCAUCCCUGGCUCCUCGAACAAGAAGCGCACGCUCGAGAACCUUGCCGCGGGCGACGUCGGGCUCACGACAGACGAAAAGGCCUCGAUCGACGCGGUCAUCGCGGGGCACGAGGUCAAAGGGGAUCGCUACUUUGGCGACCCGAACGCACAUAUUUGGGGCUGA
Molecule: messenger RNA, 1011 nt
Organism: Sparassis crispa
Lineage: Eukaryota; Fungi; Basidiomycota; Agaricomycetes; Polyporales; Sparassidaceae
Product: Pyridoxal reductase
Exons: 12
Coding region: 1-1011 (336 amino acids)
Cellular component (GO): cytoplasm
Source: RefSeq, a predicted model, not a curated record